GCAACCAAAGCGGUAUCUGGCGGCUAUAAGUGGUAAUAUUGUGGAUAAGGCAGUCUGUAUUAUUUUGACAUCUACUGCACUUGAUUCCCACAAUAACGUCAUUAUUUCAUAUUUUUCGCGGUUAAAAACGACGCAAAAGCAAGCCGCAAUAAUAAAUGGGUGCACCCCAGUUAUUCAGCCUAACCGUUUUCCGUCGGUAAUUGUCGCCCGCGUGACGUCACGAUUUCCGAGCAGCCGAUCGCUACAAACAAAAUGGCGGACCAGUUUUUGGCGGACCCAGGUUGUUCCGCGACAAAGAGACGUGGCCCUGGGCGACCCCGUAUCCCGUCACCGAUGAAGAGACAGAAGAAUAAACAGAAGUUGAGGACUCGUGUGAACUUGGGCAACACAUUUGAAGAGUGGAGGGCGCUACAACAGAGGCUAAACGUGCGGACGGAUCGCAAUCUCGCACGCAAACUGCUGGACAGCUUCAAGAAGAAGCCCGAGGAGUCUGUCCCCAGGACUUCAAGCCCCAAGCACAUGUUGCAGUCCCCCACUGGCCCUAGCCUCUUUGAUGAUGAGUCAAGUGUUGGGGCACCAUCAGAUGGUGACAGUUCUCCUGCUUCAAUCGUGGGAGAAAACAUUUGUUUGUCACCACGAGGUCAAGUCCUGGAUGCUGCUGUGAGCAGGUCACCACCAUGUGAAGUCCUAGAGAAUGCUUUGAGCAGGAGCGCUGAGAAGAGGCCUGAAAGCAGAGCACACAUUCAGGAUCCAGAGAAUGAGAAAGAAAUUAAUGCCCUGGAGAACAUUGGGAUUUCAGUGGAAGUCGAGGAAGAUAUGUCUGAGGAUGAUGACGAUUUCUCAGACUCUGAGGAGUAUUAUGAUGAUGUGAUGGGUGACCCUGACUAUGAGCCUCCUGCAUCACUCCGGGCAGCAUACAAGCUUUUGGACCGGGACAUUGAGACCUACGACAUCAUUACAGCAGAAGAGGAGGUUUUCUGCCACGACAUGGCUCCUGGAGUGGAGGACGGGUCAUUGGGUGAAGAGAGCUUGACCACUGACAAUGACCAGUCCAUUAACAAGGAGCAAGCCAUUGAUGAGUCAUUGAAGAAUCUCCCACGCGAAAUUAGGAUUGAACGCCCAGAAGACAUUGUGGAUGACAAGUGUUCUAUCAUCUACAAGAGGUGCCUCGAGCAGCUUAUCGGCUUCCUGGAGCUGCCUGAAGACAAGAGAAGGUGCCGUGAAUGUCCUGCCCCCGUUCCCCCGGUCCACCCCGUUGAAAACCCUGUUCCAUCUGUGCAGAUCGUGGCAAGUGGGAUGAUCGUCAAAUGGCACUGCAAAAAUGGUCAUCUAGUCUGGAGGUGGUUCACCCAGCCAAGACUGAAAUUCGGUGUGCAAGGAGGUGAUUUCAUGCAAGCCUCCAGCCUUCUGUUGUCGGGAAACAACUAUGGCAAGUACAGCCUGAUGUGCAAAUUCAUGAACUUGGGAUGUGUGAACGAGUCAACAUUUUACAAGAUUCAGAGGCAGUACUGUGUUGACACAAUCAACCAGUACUGGGUCAAACAACAGGAGGAAAUCGUCAGGGAUCUGAGGACCAAAGAAGAGGUCAUUCUCCUUGGUGAUGGCCGUAUGGACUCCCCGGGACACUGUGCACAAUACUGCACGUACACUGCCUUGGACAACGAAUCCAGGUCCAUUGUGGCUAUCGAAGUUGUGGACAAGAGGGAGACUGACAGAAAUUCCUCUGUGAUGGAGAAGGACGGCUUCAAAAAAGCCAUGGACGACCUCCUCGACAAAGGUGUUCCCAUCACAGAGGUGUGCACGGAUGCACAUCCCCAAAUCUCUUCACUGAUGAGGCCUGACAAAGGGGUGUAUGGUAAAAAAGGCAUCUUCCAUUCCCUGGAUGUCUGGCACGGGGCCAAAAACCUGACAAAGAAGCUAGUGAAAGCUGGAGGGGAGAAGGGCGGCAAAGACCUCCUGCCAUGGACGCGCGACAUUGUCAGACACUUCUGGUAUUGUUGUAAGCAUGCCAACAACUACGAAGAAUUCAUCGUGCUUUGGAAGGGAGUGCUGCAUCACGUGUGCAACGAGCACCAAUGGGCUACAGGGUCAUGUCAGCAUGACCCGAUUGACCCGGCAGAAGUGAGGACGAAGCCAUGGCUUGUUAAGGGCACACCAGCUCACGAGAAGCUGAGCAAGCUCAUCCUUAACAAGCGGUGGCUGAAAACAACAUUUAAGUUCCUACGCUUCCGAACAACGUCGGACUUAGAGUCCUUUCAGAAUCACAUUCUGAUGCGUCAGCCCCCCAGUGUACAAGGCCAGGUGUCAGCUUGCUGCAAUCGACUACAAUGCCCACAAGGACAGGCCGGUAUGGAAGAAUAAAGAUGGACAUAUCAUGUACAAGAGACGAUUUCAGAAGAAAUCCGAGAGAUGGUCCAUUUACGUGCCAAGGAAACCAAAACAGUACACCUACAUCAGGGAUCUGCAGGCAGCCAUACUCAAGGCAAGGAUUGACAAAAACCGCGGCAUGAGCAGAACUCAACCCAUGGCAGACAGUGAUCCCAGGCGAAGGGGUAACCUGGCAAAGCUACCACCACCGCCAACCAGCGAGCUUGUAGAGCAGCACAAGUCAAGAGUGGCUUGAAAACCAGGGAAUAGAGUGAGGUGUACUGAUGAAGGUAGUCAUGCAAUGCAAUCAUUAGGUUUCCUAUAUGCGGAUCUUACAUUAAAUGUUUUCGUCUUUCCCUUCUCCUGGACCGAAUGGAGCAUACAGUGAAAUUGUAACAAGUUUUGUUUCUCAGUUGUAGAAAACCUUUCAUGAACGAUUCACAUAUACAGGAUCCAAAUGAUGUCUGUGCAUUCAACUGGCUUCAUCAGUACCCUGGUUCCCCUUUAUCACAUGACAUAGAAAUUGUUAGGAGUUUUAACUAAAAUUUAGGAUCAAGUCAACAAGCCAUCCAUUUAAAAACAUUACAAGGUU
Messenger RNA from Branchiostoma floridae (Florida lancelet), 2959 nucleotides. RefSeq lists its product as uncharacterized. The record is from RefSeq and is a predicted model, not a curated record. NCBI's taxonomy places the organism in Eukaryota, Metazoa, Chordata, Leptocardii, Amphioxiformes, Branchiostomatidae. The transcript has 13 exons. The coding region runs from base 253 to 2361 and encodes 702 amino acids.